Pelodiscus sinensis (Chinese soft-shelled turtle) is the source of this 4721-nucleotide messenger RNA. Lineage: Eukaryota; Metazoa; Chordata; Testudines; Trionychidae. The record is from RefSeq and is a predicted model, not a curated record.
CGGGGCCUUUCCGUGAUGUCAGCCUUCCCUGGAAUCCAGACAGGCACAGAGAGGCUGGCGCACAGCGUACAGUUGCUAUGGCAACAACAGAAGCUGUCUGCAUCGGUGGGGCCAGUCAGGGCCGGGAAUAGUUUCCUUGGGACUCGGAGGGGAGGACACACAUCCUAUGCACAGGAUUCCAUCCUCUUUACAGGAUUCCGUCCUCUUCCUCCUUUCUCGGCAGGUGUUGCUCUCGACCCAAUGGAGCAAGUAGGAGCGCCACAGCCAGACGAUACAGGGGAGGCCAAGGAGACAGAGUAUUCUAACCCUCUCCUGAGGCCUGCUCUCACUGGAGAUGUGGAAGGGGUGCAGCAGAUUUUUGCUGACCCAGAAGACCCUGAUGGGGAAAAGGCCAUGAAGCUUCUCCUGGACAAGGACAUCAUAGGGAGAGACCUCCUGUAUGCAACCUGCAUGGCUGGACAGAGUGCAGUUGUCAGAGCACUGGCAAAAUACGGGGUGGACAUGCAGGAUAAAACAGCCAGGGGUUACACGCUCCUGCACUGUGCGGCAGCUUGGGGCCAGCUGGAGACUUUGAAAACUCUGGUAGAACUGGAAGCUGAUAUUCUAGCCACAACCUUCCGGGGUGAAAAGGCCCGAGAUAUAGCCCACCGUUAUGCACAGACGGACUGUGCUGACUUCCUGGACUGGGCAGAAGCCAAGCAGGCCCUGCGGACGCUCAUUGCGCACGUCCAGGCAACGAUUGCAGAUCCAGAGAAGGUGCAGGGAAGGCUGAACAAGGAAGACAAGAGCAUGUCUCUGAGUGCCUGCCGGGUGAAAUCUGACUGGCUUGAGAACACCAAGGAGCCCACCAGGCAAGACUUCGUGGAUCAGAAGCAGCAUCUGGAAGAGAUCAUGCUGCCCAUCUUCACAAAGCUGGCCAUGCCCCGCCCUCCGACGGUGAAGAGCGCCAAGUCUGCGCAGAACUGCAACAAAAGCUGAAGCCUCGUUCCCACAGCUCCUGCCUGGCUCAGGAUCGACGCCAUUCUGUGACUGGGAGGGCCCGGUACACACGCUCAUUGUGUUUUGCAUCAAGCCGGCGUGGCCUCCAAGGGUUAUGCGGGGGCUCCUUUUCCUCAUGCCAGACCCUGGGGAUUUGCCUCCCGUGCUGCAGGGCUGCCCACAAGCAGCGCUCGGCCAGGAGCUAUCGGAAUGGAUUCCAUCCGCUCAGCUGGCUAGUGCAGCCAGCACGCGGCUGCUCGGAGAAUCUCCUGGGUGAAGCACAAAAAAUAAUCAAAAGCAUCAAAGCGCCUCCGCCACCGAGUGUGAUUCGUUCCCACAGCAGCAGGCAGAGCACCAGCUUGCACCAAAGGGGCUGCAAAAUGAGUCAAAUCCGCUGUGGGAGGAGCUGUUGCCUUUGAUUACUCAGCUGUCCUGUGCUGGUGUCCUUCAGCCAAGUUCCGCCUGGGAUCCUAAGGGUAUGUCAGGGAACAGCUUUUUUGCCCGUUGCCACAGGCACCUUGUAAAAAUGCCCUUUAAAACUUAGUGUACCUGUCUGUCCACGCCAGUGGCAAUUCAGCCUAUGCCUCGGGCCACGGCAAAGCCCAUACCUCAUUUAGACCUGGCUCUGAAGGCUUCAGUGGGGCAGGCGAAUGCCACAAAGAGCUGACACAUGCUAGGCAACCAAAGGGGGCUCUCACGCUGGGGGUGCAAAGAACUUGCUGAGGGCAGCCCCUGUAUGUGACACUAAGAGCCCCCUGGAGCCGUGACUCGGCGCGUCCCCUGGCUGCUAUCUCUAUCAUGAGCGGAGGUAAUAAAACCUGUUCCGCCGACUACUAAAGGGCAGCGAUGGUCAGAAAAGGGCCUGUAAAAACGACCCAUCGAUUAACAGAGCACCUUUGAGUUCCAGCUGACUCGCUGCGUGUGGCCUGUCAAACCGACAGGCCCCUUCCAUGGUGGUAACCUGCACGAGAGUCUUUCUUCCACUUUCUUCCCAUCUGCUGCCUGCUCUCAUGCUGCACCCGAGGCUCACGCAAGGCACGAUGAACACAGCUGGACCGUUUUUCUCCGGGCCUCUCCUGUUUCCCUCAGGUCCAGGUCUCCCCCAAGCGCCUGGCAGGGCUUUUCACUCUCAUAACCGGCAAAUCUGCCCUUCUCCAUAGGAAAGGCAAGUGAGUCUGUAAACACCCACGCUUCCCUUGCUGCCUUUGACUUGCCUGCCUGUGCAUUUGCACUGCUCCCAUUUUCCAGUGGGAGUCGCGUUAAAGGCUCGGUAAGGACAAAGAUGGGAGCCAUGCUACAGGCGGCCGAAGCUUGCCUAGAACUUCCAGAGAGCAGAGUCCUGGCCUAGGCACCCACUAGGAGGCAGCCUUGUCUAGUGGUUAGGGUUUGGACUGCACAUUAGGAGCCAAGCCUGGAGUUACCCUCAUAUACACAGUUGCCUUGUUGCUUAGUGAGGCACCGGCCAGGGCCGUCCCUAGAAAUUUGGGAGCCCUCUGCAGCCCCCUCCCUGGGAGGGCGGAGCCAGCCCCACAGCAGGCAGGCAGGACUGUGCUCAGAGCCAUAAGGGCAGGAGCUGUGAGGGGCAGGCCCAGAGAUCUGGGGGCAGGAGCAGGGCAGGGAUGAGACUCAUUCCCAUGCUCACUGGCACAGUGGCAAGUGGAGUGACCGAGCCCCAAGUCACUCUGCUCCCCCGGCUCCAAGCCAUGCCGCUUGGGGGAGGGGAUGGGACCGCCGCCCACACUCAGCGGCUGCAGGAAACGGAGCAUCGUGGCUGGGAGCAGGCAGAGCGGGCUAAGACCAGGGCACGUCGCUUCCCACGGCUGCUGGUGAGUGCAGGGGUGGUGUGGAGGUAUGGCAGAGCAGGGGGUGUCCCUGGCCCCCCACCUGCACAGGGAUGGCCCUGCUGGGUGCAGCCCACAGGAGUGGGGGUGAGGGCUGGCCACCAGAGGUGGCCCUGCCCCACAUGCACCAUGCAGCUACCCAGAACACCAUGGAAUUUGGGGCAAAUUGCCUUUGUGACGGGAAGCCCUGGCUUAUCACCCCCCAAAACGGGCACCAGCUGUUCCUUCCUGGCCCAGAGGCAACCCUAGGAGAAUAGGUGGGGAGAGGGCUCUGUGCCCCUAGGCCUUGGAGCUGCUGGAAAGGCUCUGCCCCGUGGCUAGAAAGAGGGAACGCUGGCGUGUUAAGCAGCAAAGGGCUGGAACCACUGGCAUCGAGCCAGCAGUAGCAGGAAAUAGGAGGCUCCAGAUCCACAGCACCUGGCCAUGCCUGGGAGGUUUCAAGCAGAGGUAAAGAGCAGACAUCAGCCUCCCUCCUGGCCUCCAAAGAGCACCAGCCCUUGCUGCAGGAACCAUUUUCCAUUCAAAUCACAGCACUUCCAGCAGGUCUGCACAGGAGCCGUGGGCUGGAGUGGUGCAGUUAGGCACAGCUAAUGGGAGCGGAGCUUUGAGCAGAGUGGGGGUGGAGGGAUAGACAGAGGCACAGAAAAUCAUACAGGGGGAGGAGAAAGUGAAUAGGGAGGUGUUACUAAUAGAGUCCUGCACCGGUACAAAAUUUUGUAUCUGCAUCUGUCUCUGUAAAAAAUGAACGGCGGAAGCAGAUACUCACGGAUAGCUGCAGAUGUACAGGGCUCUAGUUAAUAACCCCUCUGUAAGGCACAAAACCCCAGGCUCUCCUACUGAAAUUAAUAGGCAGCAGGUUUGAAACAGACAAGAGGUCACACACCACACGAUCACACUGUGGAACUUGUUGCCAGGGGAUGUUGGGGCAGGAGAGGGGGGUGGGGAUUAUAACUGGGUUCAAAAAAAGAAUUGGGCAAGUUCCCAGAGGAACAAUUAGCAAAGACAGUCCAGGAUACAACCCCUGCUCUCAGUAUCCCUAAACCUCCGACUGGCAGAACCUGGGACUGGCUAAUGGGGAGGAUCACUCGGUAACUGCCCUGUUCCCUUAAUUCUCUCAGAAGCACCUGGGAUUGGGCACUGGUCUGUCCCGGUCUCCCUGCUCCGAGGUGCAUUUCCUGUGGCUGCAUUGUGGGGCUUGGUAGCAGAGAUCCUGCCGGGUGGGUGGGAGCUCUGAAAGAUGUCUCAUCUCAGGCUAUGCCUGUGUUAGUACCGCCCCCCCCCCCAGCAAUGCAGGCAGUUGGGACUGGAUUUCCAGUCACGUCGCUGCCAGGCCUCAGAGCUGCAGCAGGUUUUGGGGAGCAGGCACAAUCAUUACAAUGGCAUUAUCCCCCCGGGAGACGCUUAAUGGCUGGAGCCUGGGAUCAAUCCUGCGGCAGUUUCCCCCUAUUCCUUAUGGGUACAGUACCCUCAGUGCGAAAGCAGGGCCUAGUCCCUGCAUUACCUCAGCCCGCCAACGUGCUGUUGCCCUGCCAGGCCGGUGUUAAUACGUCUGGGGCAGAAACCAGCAGGCAUACGCCCCCAGGCGAACCCUCCCGACACCUCAGCACGCCAGGAUUAGCCCAGAGUUACAGAAGGGGAACUUAAGGCACUGUUAAGUGACUUGCUCAGGGUCACAUAAGGAGUUUGUGGCAGGCCAGGGGCCAGAACCUACCCGGUCUGGUGGCAGGCAAGAUGGCGGAGCCCCAGCCUGGCUGGCCCCAGUGUGUCUGCCAGAUAGCUCUCUCCUGCACUCACUGUCCCCACUGGCCACCCGCACUCUGGUGCCCCAAAUGUGCCGUGCUCCCUCCUUCCCGGCCAGCCCAGAGAGCUGCCCCAGGGCACCCAUGCAGCAUGGCAGUGGCU